Messenger RNA from Lecanosticta acicola, 998 nucleotides. The record is from the annotation of a GenBank genome assembly. Lineage: Eukaryota; Fungi; Ascomycota; Dothideomycetes; Mycosphaerellales; Mycosphaerellaceae.
AUGACUGCGACUUCUGAUCUCCCGGCGAUGAACACGCCUUUCAAGAACCCAAAGUUCAUCUUCUUCACCGACUUCGACGGCACCAUCACGCUGAAAGACAGCAAUGACUACAUGGUAAGCGCUCGCAUGUGAGAAAUCAAGAGACUGGACUUGAUUGUCCGACAACACAGACAGACAACAUCGGCUUCGGCUAUGACAAACGUCGACAAGGAAACAUCGACACUCUGGAGGGAAAGACGACCUUCCGGUACUUUCAGUGCUUCCUUUCUUAGCGUGGGCCACCAGAAAGCUGACUGUCGAUUCAAGUGAAUCCUUCCAAGGAAUGAUGGACUCCGUCACCAAGCCCUUCCCGGAGUGCAUCGACUACCUGGUCGAAAACAUCAAACCGGACCCUCACUUCAACGAAUACUUCCAGUGGGCCCUGGCCAACCAAAUCCCUACCGUUGUCCUCUCCUCUGGCAUGGAGCCUAUCAUUCGCGCCAUCCUUAAGAACCUCGUUGGACCAGAUCACGAAAAGAUCGAUAUUGUCGCCAACGAGGCUGUCGCUCGUCCCGGAAAGUCGAUCGACCAGGAGGGCGGCUGGCAGAUUAAGUUCCACGACGAGAGCGGUUUCGGCCACGACAAGUCAAUGACCAUCCGACCAUACGCCAAUCUACCCAAGGAGCAGAGACCGACGUUGUUUUAUGCGGGUGAUGGUGUGAGCGACUUUUCUGCUGCCAAGGAGACGGAUCUGUUGUUCGCCAAGAAGGGAAAUGGUAUCUCAAUCCUUUCAUCUGCCAUGUUUGGGAGAAUAUAUUGCUAAUCAAUCGUCAGACCUCAUCACAUACUGUGUCAAGGAUAGCAUCCCAUUCACCGUCUUUGAAGACUGGUCCAGCAUUUUGGCGACCGUCAAGAAAAUUGUCGCAGGCGAGAUCACCGUCCACGACGCUGCCAAGCAGGGAUACGAGGAAUACAAGAAGGGCAAUGCCGGCGUUGCUGUCAACGGCAAGGCAUCCUAA